This is a messenger RNA of Ornithodoros turicata, 975 nucleotides long. Its product is annotated as neprilysin-1-like. Gene Ontology annotation, biological process: protein processing. Gene Ontology annotation, molecular function: metalloendopeptidase activity. The transcript has a single exon. Lineage: Eukaryota; Metazoa; Arthropoda; Arachnida; Ixodida; Argasidae. The record is from RefSeq and is a predicted model, not a curated record. Gene Ontology annotation, cellular component: plasma membrane. Bases 1 to 975 code for a protein of 324 amino acids.
AUGAACUUCCCAUUCGUAGCACUGUCCGCAGCGAUUUUCCAGACAGAAGGAAUCACCAAAGAGAAAGUGUCUGCCGUCCAACAGAUGACGCAAAACAUAUUGGAUGAAAUUGGAACUACUUUGAGCAAGUCACCGUGGCUGGACUGGCAAACGCGACUAGACGCGCAGCACAAGUCAGCCAGCGUUUCACGCGUCGUUGGCUUUCCUCUCGGUCUGUGGAGCAGUCAAGCAAUCGACGUUUAUAUGACUGACGUUCCAGACGUCGGCAAGUCCUUUCUCGCCAGCACUAUUGAAGUCGUCAAAGCAAUUUCGAAGAGGAACUGGGAUAUAGUCUUAAGCGACAAAUCAUUUAGUGCAGUUCUUGACCUGUUCGUUUCAACCAUGGGCAGAAUGUACCAGGCGAAGGCAACAUAUAUCAGGGACUACAAUGCCCUGGUCAUUUCUCCGGCUGCAAUAGCGAAGCCAGUGUUCAUAAACGGCGGACCUCCUGAAGUCAAUUACGGAGCCCUGGGCCGUCUGGUUAGCGCUCAAAUAAUGCGCGCCUUCGACGAAACUGGCCAAAAGUAUGGUGCCACCGGUCAACCUGUCGACUGGUUUACGAAGGACAGCAAAAUGGCGUACGCCGAGAAAGUCAGGUGUCACCGGGAAAGACUUACGGCUUCUCCACUUGCGAGGCGCUACGGAGAUCACCCGGAGUAUCUCACCGACAUCAUGAGUGCGCACACUCUUCUCAGAGCCUACAGGAUUGCGUCGGAGAGGUCCUCUGUUACCUUGGGCGAUGUCAAGGGGCUGACCAGUGAACAACUCUUCUACGUGUCCUGGUGCUUGCUCUGGUGCGGAAAGGACAUGCCGGGAAAACCACCACUAGAAGGAAGGUGCAACCUGCCUCUCAUGAACUCGGAAGACUUUAGCGAAGCGUUUAGGUGCUCCGCCGGCGCUGCUAUGAACGCAGAAAAAAAGUGCCAUUUCUGGUAA